UUGUCCUUCUUUACAUUACUCAAACAAAUCAAACUUAACAAAAUGUUCAAGCUGUUCGUAUUCGCCUGCUUCAUGGCUCUCGCCGCCGCCAAGCCAUCAGUGGUGCCACUAGCGUACACCGCUCCAGUGGCCGCAGCGUACACAGCGCCCGUAGCAGCAGCCUACACCGCGCCCGUGGCUUACAGCGCGUACUCCGCUUAUCCCGCUCCCGUUGCCGCUUACUCCGCACCUUACGCAGCUUACUCCGCCUACACAUACGCUUCUCCCUACUCCUACUACCUUCGUCGUUGAUUUACAAAAGCCCAACCUGUGAGACUACGUAAAUAAAUAUUGUUUAAAAGCA
Molecule: messenger RNA, 343 nt
Organism: Pieris brassicae (large cabbage white)
Lineage: Eukaryota; Metazoa; Arthropoda; Insecta; Lepidoptera; Pieridae
Product: vitelline membrane protein Vm26Ab-like
Exons: 2
Coding region: 43-291 (82 amino acids)
Source: RefSeq, a predicted model, not a curated record